Molecule: messenger RNA, 1757 nt
Organism: Hyposmocoma kahamanoa
Lineage: Eukaryota; Metazoa; Arthropoda; Insecta; Lepidoptera; Cosmopterigidae
Gene: Rpn6
Product: 26S proteasome non-ATPase regulatory subunit 11
Exons: 1
Coding region: 77-1339 (420 amino acids)
Biological process (GO): ubiquitin-dependent protein catabolic process
Cellular component (GO): proteasome regulatory particle, lid subcomplex
Molecular function (GO): structural molecule activity
Source: RefSeq, a predicted model, not a curated record
AAAAGUGCAGCGGUUGUAGUGUGGUUUUACUGUUUAUCUAAUACGUUUUUAGUGUAAGCAUAUAAAUAUACCCAUCAUGGCCGGAGCGAUGUUAUUCGAGAGGUCGCGCGUCUCGUCGACGAACAGAGACGAGGACGUCCGCAUGACCGACAAAAUGGUUAGCACUGGCGAAGUGCCCGAAGACGACGAAGAGAAUAUACGCGCCAAGGAGCAGGGCAUCCUCAACCUCGGUGAAAAGUACAAGAAGGAAGGCAAGGCCAAGGAACUGGCAGAACUCAUAAAAGCCACAAGACCAUUUCUGAGUCUUAUCAGCAAGGCGAAGGCGGCUAAGUUAGUUCGGUCUUUGGUCGACUUCUUCCUGGAUUUAGAAGCAGGCAUCGGUAUCGAAGUCCAGCUGUGUAAAGAGUGUAUAGAAUGGGCCAAAGAAGAGCGGCGUACGUUCCUCAGGCAAUCCCUGGAAGCGAGACUGAUCGCUUUGUACUUCGACACCAGUAUGUAUACAGAAGCGCUGGAUCUCGCUACUGCCUUGCUUCGGGAACUUAAGAAAUUAGAUGACAAGAAUUUGUUAGUAGAAGUACUUCUGCUAGAGAGCAAAACUUACCACGCGCUAAGUAACCUGCCGAAAGCACGAGCAUCACUGACGUCAGCAAGGACCACGGCAAAUGCCAUUUACUGCCCCCCUAAGAUGCAGGCGGCACUAGACCUACAGUCUGGAAUAUUACAUGCUGCAGAUGAGCGAGACUUUAAAACUGCUUACUCCUAUUUCUAUGAAGCAUUUGAAGGCUAUGAUGGUGCAGAUAGCCCUAAGGCCCUGACAGCAUUAAAAUACAUGUUAUUGUCAAAGAUCAUGCUCAGUCAAGCAGAAGAAGUGGGCACUGUGUGUGGCAGUAAAGCAGCCCUGAAAUAUGCAGGUAAAGAGUUAGAGGCCAUGCGUGCAGUUGCAACAGCCUCUCACAAAAGGUCCCUGGCAGAUUUUCAGGCAGCUCUGAAGACGUACAAGAGAGAGCUUGAGGAGGAUGCAGUGGUUCGGGCUCAUCUUGGUGCUCUUUAUGACACUAUGCUAGAGCAGAAUUUAUGUCGCAUUGUAGAGCCAUACAUGCGUGUACAGGUGGAUCAUGUUGCACGUAGCAUUCGCCUUCCCGUAGUACAAGUGGAGAAGAAGCUCUCACAAAUGAUUCUGGACAAGAAACUUAAUGGUAUCCUGGACCAAGGAGAAGGAGUUCUGAUUGUAUUUGAUGAGUCCCCCCUAGAGAAGACAUAUGAGACUGUACUGGAAACCAUCCACCACAUGAGCAAGGUUGUUGAUACUCUCUACCAGAAAGCUAAGAAACUCUCAUAGGCUUGUGUGUAAAUUGUUGUAGCAUUAAAAAUAUACAAUAUACUUAUAUCAAAAUAAAACAUAAAGUUUCAGUUAAAAAAAUCAUAAAUGAAACUAUUUUUGAAUGGGUGCAAAAUUACAAUAUUCACACAAUAAUUUUGUAAUAUUGCUGCAAUUAGACUGAACAAACUCUUUUUUGUGACAAAUGGAUAAUUUUUGAACUGUGUCAGAAACAAACAGUUCAUUAUUUAUUGCCCACAUAGCAAUGUCUGCCUUUUAGCUCCUUUUGUUAUUGAUAAUGUAUCAUGCAGCAGUUUCAAUUAUCUAUUUACUAAUCCUUAAUUUCAUUUUACAUAUUGUUUUUUAACAUAAGCUAGUGAAAAUUAUAAUAUUCUGUUUUAUUGAGAAAAAUAAAUGAGGUGUUCUCUAAAUAGUGUUG